Messenger RNA from Drosophila albomicans, 633 nucleotides. Its product is annotated as barrier-to-autointegration factor. NCBI's taxonomy places the organism in Eukaryota, Metazoa, Arthropoda, Insecta, Diptera, Drosophilidae. Bases 99 to 371 code for a protein of 90 amino acids. Gene Ontology annotation, molecular function: DNA binding. The transcript has 2 exons. The record is from RefSeq and is a predicted model, not a curated record.
CUCUUUUUUGUGCGUCUUAUUUUAGAAACGCCGGGAAACGCUGUUCUUUCCAUUUCUCAAUUUAUUGCAAUUGCGCCAUAAAACACAUAAGUUACAAGAUGUCGGGAACAACACAAAAGCACAGGAACUUCGUAGCUGAGCCAAUGGGUGAUAAAUCUGUUACAGAAUUAGCUGGAAUAGGCGAGACGCUUGGUGGUCGCUUGGCCGACGCGGGCUUCGACAAAGCAUACACAGUGUUAGGUCAGUUCCUGGUAUUGAAGAAGGACGAAGAGCUUUUCAAGGAAUGGAUGAAGGAUGUGUGCCAUGCCAGCUCAAAGCAAGCGUCAGAUUGCUACAAUUGUCUCAAUGACUGGAGCGAGGAGUUCUUGUAAAAUGGCAUUUUCUAUGCACGGACGCACCGGAGAAGAGUUUCAACAAAUGCAUACAGAUAUUCUCCACAAUAUAAAAUUAGUGUUGUCCACAAAUAAUCUUAAGGUAUCAUAAUAUACAUAUAUCAAUUGUUAAUUUGAAUGCCUUUGAAGGUUAACUUUGCAAUAACUGUACAUGUAUUGGGCAUUGUAAAUUCACAAAAAAAAAUCAACUAACUAAGCAUUAAAUGAAUAAGCCUCGUGGUUAUUUAGAAAUACAACAAAA